CCUAAUUAUUUCUAAAAAUGGAAGCCACGAUCUUCGAGAAAAGAAGAACCUCAACAUCAACCAUAGCGAUGCACAAACAAUCAUACUCAAUAACCAAAUCAAAGCCAAAGAUCCGAAUAAUUCACAUAUUUGCUCCUGAGAUCAUCAAGACUGACGUUGCCAACUUCCGUGAGCUCGUGCAAAGCCUAACCGGCAAACCAGAAGAACGUGGCGUUUCCAAAGCAAAACAUAGAAGAGACAUUCAGCGUCAAGUCCAAGACAUGAUCAGCAUGGAGUCACUAAGAGAACCCGACCAUGGUGAUCAAAGGUUUUGCUUAAACUCGGAAAUGGAAGAUAAUGAAGAGAUCUCGAUGACUUGGAACGGUAAUAAUGGCGUUGGUGAGAGCUCAGGAGGGUUCUUGAAUGGUUUGGGAGAUUUCGAAGGGCUUAUCCAAGAACUUGGUGAAUUUCCUUAUUUGCCCUUGUCCAUGGACGCUUCUGCUUCUUCUAAUUCGUCUUCUUCCUCUCAUUUACAUGGUGGAUCAAUUUUCUCAGAUUCUCGUCACCAAUUCGCGUAACUCUUGUCUCUCAAACGAAGUAACAGUCUGUUUUCUUGUUUAAUUUGUGUCUUUUAUUCUGUUUAUUAGGUUUUUUU
Molecule: messenger RNA, 634 nt
Organism: Eutrema salsugineum
Lineage: Eukaryota; Viridiplantae; Streptophyta; Magnoliopsida; Brassicales; Brassicaceae
Product: VQ motif-containing protein 25
Exons: 1
Coding region: 18-557 (179 amino acids)
Cellular component (GO): nucleus
Source: RefSeq, a predicted model, not a curated record